UCAAAUGUUCAUCAAGAGAUGUAGACUAUCGAUAACCAGUCGAUAGCACUGGAAUUCGAAUACUUACUCCACUAACGACUUAACAAAUUUUCUCAUUUCCGUAUGACGAAAGCAACCGCACCUAAACAUCAGCAAGCUGAAUUGUUCUUCAUCACCGUUCAAUUUCCACUUCGCCAGAUUUUCUUCAGUUGGUCAGUUGCACCUUUAAAACCCACAAAAGCUCUGUGUCACUUCGAAGUUAGAGUUGACAACCACUCUUCGUGCGCGACAGACGUCUUUUUUCCUUUCCUUUGGUUGCUCUUGUAUCGAUGCAAGAUGUCACAAUACAGAAAAAACACGUUGGUAGUGGAUUUUGGUGUCUUGCCAAGGCGCCCCGCUUUGGAAGAAGUGGAAAAGUUCCUGAAGUGUUUUGUAAAACUUGAUAUGGCCGAUGUUAGGAGCAUUCAGAUCCAUAACAUUAAAAACUGCCUAUUUAUCGAGAUGAACGACCCUGGUGUAGCCCCACGGCUACAAAAACUGCAUCACCUACAACACUGCUUCGUUCUCGAGGGAGUAAAAUACUACAUCCCGGUAUAUGUGGAUGGACCAACAACGACCGUGAGGAUUCAUGAUCUUCCGCCGCAAAUGUGCAACAACUCCAUCGCCGACCACUUGCAGCAGUACGGGAGAGUGAUCUCCAUUCACAACGAAGUGUGGAAGAACUUCUUCUCGGGGAUACCCAAUGGUGUACGCGUCGUUCGGAUGCGGUUGGAUAAACCGAUACCGUCGCAUAUUGUUGUGAACAGCCACGGCACGUACGUUAGCUAUCCCAACAAUAACGAUCAACCAGCGAUCCGUAGCACUAAACAAAAGCAACAAAAAACACCAUCCAGCUCGGUCAAGGGACAGAAGAACGACGAUGACCAGUGCGAUACAAUUGAACCAGAAGCGGCUAGAUCUGAUAGAGACGGUGGUGAUGAUGAUGACGACGAUAACGAUGAUGGAAAUACCGAUGUUGAAAACGAAAACGAUGUAAACCCGGAGCCCGAUUCUGCGAAGCGGCGGUUGUCAACCGAGUCAACGAAUGAAACGCGAGACGAAAAUUUAGCCAAGCGAUCGUGCAACGAGAAUGCUCAGAAUUCCGAUUCUUCUUGGAAAGUGAUCACGAGAUCGAAGAAAAAAACUAUGUCAUAGCUGUAUAUGUACUUUAAAUAAUCAGACACGAAUGCACCUUUUCGGUAUAAAGUGUCUCUAAUAAAUAAUAAUAAUAAUAAUAAU
This is a messenger RNA of Aedes albopictus (Asian tiger mosquito), 1257 nucleotides long. RefSeq lists its product as uncharacterized. Lineage: Eukaryota; Metazoa; Arthropoda; Insecta; Diptera; Culicidae. The record is from RefSeq and is a predicted model, not a curated record. Bases 103 to 1173 code for a protein of 356 amino acids. The transcript has a single exon.